Adineta ricciae is the source of this 1341-nucleotide messenger RNA. The record is from the annotation of a GenBank genome assembly. Lineage: Eukaryota; Metazoa; Rotifera; Eurotatoria; Adinetida; Adinetidae.
AUGGUUAAUUCGAAGAAGUGCGAUCUGAUCGAACGUUAUCGUUCCUUAUUGGAGAAUAAUCUGGUUCUUACCGAUGACUUUCUUGCGUGGUUUCGAAGUAAAAAGAUUCUUGCGGAACAUACAGUCAAUGAUAUCAAAAAUUUACCAUUAUCGGUGGAGAGAAACAAGAAAUUUCUCAGUCAUAUUAUCGAUGAAGGUGAUGCAGGGUUUACAAAAUUAGUCGAAGGUUUAAUUGCAAAUGGGCAACCAUUUUUAGGUGAACUUCUCGAAAGUGAAGACAAGAAAGCAUCCGCCGAUGCUGCACAACAAAUUGUUCUUGGGGAUGAAUUUCUCAAGAAGUGUCCGGGUGUUGAUAAACUACGUGCAGAUACACGAGAGAAGAUGAAAAGUUAUCUUCAAGAUCAAUUAGUGAAAGCACAUGUAAAUGAUUCAUGGAGUUCACAAAAUCAAGGCAAAUCAGUAGAAUUUAUUAAUCUUAAACGACAACAUUAUGAAACACGACAGAAAUUAAUCGAUUCAGUCGAAGAUGAAAAACGAACGGUAGAGAGUCUAAAAGAAACACUUCGAGAGGAACAGCAAACUCGACAACGAAAAGAAGAAGAAAUGAAAGAACUUCGUCUUGAAUUAAAACGAGUUCAAGCUGAUUACGAACAGAAAUGGACGAAUCAAAUCAAAAUGGCCGAUGCGAAUAACCGAACAGUAUUUAGUAUGAACGAUAAAAUGGCAUUACUUACUGACUGGCUACGUACUCUUGACACAAGUCUGAAAACGAAUAUUUCCCAAACGGGUAUGGAAUUCGAUUCGAAUGAUCAAUUGCAGGUUAAACUCAAACGAUACACUACAGAAAUCGAAUCACUACGAACGAGAAGCAUUGGAACAGAGAAAUUAAAAGAAGAGAUGCAUGAAGCACUCUACACAAGUCGAUAUUUACCAAUUGAGGAUCGGAAAAAUCGACCAUUCUACGAUUUCCUCGUUUCUUUGUACGGUUCGAAUCAAGUCACUGAAUUAGCAAAUAUAUGCACGAAAGAUGUCUUGCAAUCGAAAUCAGAACGUGAUCAAGCGAAUGAACUUCGAACACGUGACAUGAAGAUCGAUGAACUUGAUCGUCGAAAUCGAGAAUUACAAACAGAAAUCGAUCGACUGAAAACCAAACCAUCGGCAUCAACACCCGCAGCUGCAGCAACAGCAGGAGUUGCUGCCAGUGAACACUCUCAUACUAAACCAACGAAACAAACCUGGCGUCCAACACCAGCUACAGUUACACCACGUGAAAAGCCAAAAGGUCGACAAACACUGAAACCAAUUGCAGUUCAAUUCGAUACAAAACCUGGUGGCAACUGA